Molecule: messenger RNA, 1867 nt
Organism: Aaosphaeria arxii CBS 175.79
Lineage: Eukaryota; Fungi; Ascomycota; Dothideomycetes; Pleosporales
Product: MFS general substrate transporter
Exons: 2
Coding region: 411-1775 (454 amino acids)
Biological process (GO): transmembrane transport
Cellular component (GO): brush border membrane
Molecular function (GO): transmembrane transporter activity
Source: RefSeq, a predicted model, not a curated record
GCAUCACCCGACGAUACACAAACGAACCUGGGAACGCGUGCGCGCCGACGGUCCACUCUAAUUGCAAUCUAUUUUUAACGAGAAAGACACCUGUACAGUACAAUUACACAGCUUCUUACUGGCACGCUGCUACAGCACUUGUAUAACACUGCGCAUUACAUUAUUACUCCCAACUCCCAACGACCAGGACCAGGAGGGACAGACAGUUCCACAAACCAACUGUUUCAUCCCCAAUUACGAAUCCCACGUUCCCAGUUCGACAGACACAUUUUUGUCUUCCCUUGGACAUCAUCUACGACCUUCAUACACGACCAUAGACUGGCUCUCGCGACAAUAUUAAUCAAUCGCAUCUCUGGCGCAUUCCCGGCAUAAUAUAAUAUUAUAUCUUCUAGCAUCACAUCCAUAGAACGAUGGCUGCAGCUCUACCGGUCACGCCGGCGCUGCGAAAGAGGGUGCUCAAGGUGCUCUUCGUAUCGCUGCUCCUCGAUCUCAUAUCCUUCACGUUCAUCCUCCCCCUCUUCCCGAAACUCCUCGAAUUCUACCGCGACCACGAGACCGCGCAGGGCAACUCGUCCACCACCGUCCUCGCUAAGAUCUUCUCCGGCCUCAACGCAUAUAAGAACUCUUUCGCGAAGCCCAUCAACGACCGCUAUGACAUCGUGCUCCUCGGUGGGGCCCUCGGGUCGCUCUUCUCCUUCCUCCAGGCACUCGCCUCGCCCGUCAUCGGCAUCCUGAGCGACAAGUACGGCCGCAGGACCGCGCUGCUAUGGUCCAUGGUCGGCAACAUCCUCAGCGUCGCGCUGUGGGUCGCCGCGACGGACUUCCGGACGUUCCUCCUGAGCCGCGUGGUCGGAGGACUGAGUGAAGGAAACGUACAACUCGCAAUGGCCAUUGCGACGGAUAUAUCGGACGAGAGCCAGCGUGGCGCGACGAUGGCGCUCGUCGGCGUCUGCUUCAGCAUCGCGUUCACGUUUGGUCCUGCGCUCGGCGCAUGGCUCAGCACGAUCACAAGCGUGGCUGCGAACCCGUUCGCCAGCGCAGCCGCAUUCUCCCUCUUCCUCAUCGUCACAGAGACUAUCUACCUCUACGUCAGUCUCCCAGAGACCCUCCCUACAUCAUCUCCUCCCACAACCAACGGCACCGCAACAACCCCCACCGCCAACGGCAAACCCACCCCCUCCUCGAAACCGAAAACCACCCGCACAAACUCCCACACCCUCCUCAACACCACGCACUUCCUCUUCAUCCUCUUCUUCUCCGGCAUGGAGUUCUCCCUCCCCUUCAUGACCUACGACCUCUUCGGCCACACGUCCCGCGACACGGGCCGCCUCCUCGGCUUCAUCGGGCUCGUCGCCUCGCUCCUGCAGGGCACCCUCGUGCGCCGCCUGCACCCGCUCUCCGUCGUGAAAACCGGCGUGAUUGCCUGCGUCCUCGCGUUCACGCUUCUCUCGUUCGUGACCACGCAGCGGGGACUGUACGCCGCGGCGACGCUGUUGGCGGUCACUUCCGCGACGGUGGUCACGGGGCUGAAUUCGCUGUCGUCGUUUGAGGCGGCGGAGGGGGAGAGAGGGGUGAAGCUCGGGAAUCACAGGAGCUUCGGGCAGGCGGGGAGGAGUCUGGGGCCGUUGGUUUUCUGCAGUGUGUAUUGGUGGGCGGGCAGGGAUGUCGCGUAUAAGGUUGGAGCAGCCGGCAUGGUGGCCGUCUGCGCGGCGGUUUUUGGGGGGUUGAGGAGGCCGGCCGUGAAGGCGACGGUGGAGGCAAAAAAGGAGAUAUAAGGAGGGGAGCGUCAUGGAAAUUUAAAAGAGCUAUGGUUUGGGGGGAUUGACAAAUGGGUUGGGAUAUGGGAUGGGUAUAUACAUUGUUUUUC